Fusarium proliferatum ET1 is the source of this 1041-nucleotide messenger RNA. RefSeq lists its product as uncharacterized. The transcript is spliced from 4 exons. NCBI's taxonomy places the organism in Eukaryota, Fungi, Ascomycota, Sordariomycetes, Hypocreales, Nectriaceae. The record is from RefSeq and is a predicted model, not a curated record. The coding region runs from base 1 to 1041 and encodes 346 amino acids.
AUGUCUACCACUACUACAAUGCAGAUGGAGCAGACUGUCGCUGCUCGCUUCGAGACCAAGGAUCUCGUCGAGUUCGACCCCAAUGCCGUCUACGGCGAUUGGAGAGAUGAGUUUCACAAGACAGGCUGUGUUCUGAUCAAGAAUGUCAUCAGCAAAGAGAAAGCUCAAUACUACUGCGACAAGCAGAUUGAGUGGCUCAAGAAGUUUGAGCUUGGUUUCGAUGAGAAGGACCCCAGCACUUGGAACGCGGAUCAUCUUCCUGUCUCCUUCAAGGGAGGUAUGUACUAUGGAUAUGGCGCUACCCACGAGAAAAUGGCCUGGGAAGCACGCACCGAGCCCAAGGUCGUUGAGAUCUUCGAGAAGCUCUGGGGAACCAAGGAGCUAUUGUGCUCUUUUGACGGUCUCAAUGUUUCCCUGCCUAACCGCACGGAUAUCACUUGGAGCCCUUGGCCUCACUGCGAUCAAAACCCCGAGCGCAAGGGCAUGCAAGCUGUGCAGGGUCUCCUGAACUUUGCCCCCAACGGCCCCAAGGACGGUGGUCUCAUGCUCAUGAAGGGUUCUUCUAAGCUUUUCAACGAGUUCUUUGCUCAAAAGCGCGAGCCUGCCGAUCAUGAGGAUGCUCCUCCUCCUGAGAUCAAGUAUAUGGACUUGUUCAUCUUCAGCGAGAAGGACGUCAAGUGGUUUGAGGAGCGAGGCUGCACUAUGUACAAGGUAGACAUGGAGCCCGGUGACUUUGUUCUCUGGGACUCUCGUACCAUGCAUUAUGCUCGAUUCCCUGAAGGCGAUCAAAUCCGACACGUUCAGUACAUCUGCAUGACACCACGAAAGUUCGCAACAGAAGAAGCUCUGAAGGCCAAGGCCUAUUGCUUCGAAAAUAGCAUGGGGACAACUCACUGGCCUCAUUGCAACAUCCGCAUCGCGCAGGAGAAGCCUAUGAGGAAUGGCGAGAUCUGCCCCAAGUACCGUACAGAACCAUUUGAGAAGCCGGAAAGAACAGAUCAGAUACUUCGAUUGGCAGGUGUCAAGUCUUACGAUGAAUGA